AGUGCCGAGUCUGUCCAUAGCAGAGCCUCUGGCAGGCUGCCACAGAAAGCUGCCAAAGCUGAAGAGAGCCGGGAGAAGCAGGGGGCUGGGGGUUGGGGAAGCAGAGGGACCGAGAGGGUGACCAAAUAGUGAAAGGAGCAGAAGAGAGAGAGCAGGAGAGGGAGGGAGAUGGCAGAGAGUGUAUAACUUUGGGGAACUCAGGAAGAGGCAGCAAAGGGAACAAACUUUUUCUCUCUUGUCUUGUUUUGGACUUUUGUGCAUUUCAUAGCGGACUUCAGUGCUGACAGAGCAGAACAAGGGAUACUCAUUCGUUUGCUUUCUUCAUUGAAUUGCUCUUUUUCUUUAGAUCUCCAGAGAUUAUUUUGUUUUGUGGUUCUUUUUAAAAUUUUUAUCUGCUUGUUGUUUAACUGCCUGAGAUUUGAAGAAGGCGUGACCGCACAUUUGAAAUCCUUCCAGAUUUAGCAGCAACUGUGUCCACUUCUGGGACAUUUGUGGCUGCACUGAAACACCAAACAGACAUAUAAACACACACACACACACCUGUUGUUGCUGAGGAUUCCCCAGGAGCACGGUCAUGGACAUCUGUGUCCCUGUUGCUUGAGGGAAUCUGUGCGUGUGUGCAGCUGUUAUCUGGUGGUGGCCUCGGUGAAUGUUACAGUAGAAGCUGAUCUGCCUGUCCGGGGUAGAGGAGGGAGAUGUCAUCCUACUACCCACGCACCAAGGACCUGACUCGCACCAGGAAGUCACUGACAGAAUCGCCACCAUCGUCUCCGUCCCCUACAGAAAAAAACUACAGACAUGACAGAGUGUCAAGAUUUGAUUCCAUUGGAGAGAGUGCUACAGACAAGUCACUGGGCCGCACCAGCUCAUACACACGCAGAGAGGCAAGGCUGGCUGCACUGAAUAAACAGGAACAAGACUCCACUGCCAAAGACUAUAAGAAGAUGUAUGCAGAAGCUUUGCAUGAAAAUGCAAAACUCAAGUCCAGGUUGCAGGAGAGCAAACAAGAGCUAGCCAAGAUACGUUCCCAACUGGAGAAAGUCACUCAGAGACACGACACAAUAUCUGAAAGAUCUUCAGCACUUGAAUCAGAAAAAAGGGAAAAACAAACCCUUGAGAAAAGAGUGUCAGACAUGGAGGAGGAAUUAAAGGCUUUCCCUGCUCUGGCUCAGGUCCAGACCUUGCGGAGAGUGAACGAGUGUCUCCUGGCUGAAAAUAGAGCCAUGCUUCGCGUCCUCGCCCGCCUCUCUGAGACGGCCUCGAUGCCGGAGACAGAGGACCUCUGAUCCUCUGAGACCUUUUCCCCCUUCCUCUUCUCCCCUUCCUCAGCCACAUAAUUUCUACUUCUCUUUCCUUCUGGUGCCUCUACAGCCCCUUCAACCUCUGCUGUAUUCCUC
Molecule: messenger RNA, 1397 nt
Organism: Pundamilia nyererei
Lineage: Eukaryota; Metazoa; Chordata; Actinopteri; Cichliformes; Cichlidae
Gene: ppp1r12b
Product: protein phosphatase 1, regulatory subunit 12B
Exons: 7
Coding region: 696-1286 (196 amino acids)
Cellular component (GO): A band; cytoplasm; Z disc
Molecular function (GO): phosphatase regulator activity; enzyme inhibitor activity; protein kinase binding
Source: RefSeq, a predicted model, not a curated record